This is a messenger RNA of Paracoccidioides lutzii Pb01, 348 nucleotides long. RefSeq lists its product as hypothetical. The record is from RefSeq and is a predicted model, not a curated record. Bases 1 to 348 code for a protein of 115 amino acids. The transcript has a single exon.
AUGUAUACUAUCAACUCUCUGGAAGAGCAUAUAAUCUCUUCCCACGAGUAUCAGGGCACAAAGGAGUAUUACAUCAAAGAGGUAUUCAACUCCCUUUCAGCCGACCAGGUCGCCAUCUUACCCUUCCCACAAUUAGAACUAUUCUUUACAAGUCUCUGCCGCCCAUAUAUUAAGAAACUGGAAGUCAUUGCCGCUAUCGCCGCAGAGAUGCUGGUCGAUGGAAUGGACAUAGAUGAAAUGUGUUGUCGAAGGUGCUUCGAUGAUCCAGAACAAGCUGCUGAGCUCAACUUUGCCUUGAAACUAGCUUGGGGGAAAGUCAUCGCGGAUUUCGCAUUUCACACUGAAUGA